Exophiala xenobiotica is the source of this 3178-nucleotide messenger RNA. Its product is annotated as glycolate oxidase, subunit GlcD. The coding region runs from base 71 to 1795 and encodes 574 amino acids. Gene Ontology annotation, molecular function: D-lactate dehydrogenase (NAD+) activity; FAD binding; D-lactate dehydrogenase (cytochrome) activity. The transcript is spliced from 2 exons. Gene Ontology annotation, cellular component: mitochondrion. Gene Ontology annotation, biological process: lactate catabolic process. Lineage: Eukaryota; Fungi; Ascomycota; Eurotiomycetes; Chaetothyriales; Herpotrichiellaceae. The record is from RefSeq and is a predicted model, not a curated record.
GUCGACACAAAACACGACUGCCUCACCAAAUCUCCAAAGGAGGGCCGUCCAUCACUCAAGUCAACGCAAGAUGCGGUCUGCCCUUUCGAGGCUUCUCCUGCGACCUCGAAUGGUUCAUACGCGCCCCUUCUGGCACCCGUCACCAUCUCAACAGAAGCGCACACUCUCACAAACGACACGGCCAGCGGAAACGCCCAAGAAAAGCUCUGAAGGAGCUGACCACUUCCUUGGAGGGAUCUUCAUCGGAGCUGGAACAGUCCUUACCGUGUUAUAUUAUUCCGAUGCCAUCUCCUUGGUCAGCUCAGAGGUGAACAAUACUAGUACCACGUCGACAUCACCGUUACUUUCGUCCUCUCCACCACGAUAUGACCUGUCCGAGCAGAACAUCCAGGCUGCCAAGGGGGACUUCCUCGCGCUUCUGGGCGGCGACGGCGUGGACGAUAAUCUAGGCGCCAGAAUAGCCCGGUCCAGUACCGACUGGUCACCAGCUCCACACGGCGACCUUGAUAGACCGUGCUUAAUCGUCUAUCCCAGGUCAACGGAGGACGUGAGCAACAUUGUCAAGGUCUGUCACCGGCGCAGGAUCCCGAUCAUCGGUUUUGGCGGCGGCACCAGUCUCGAAGGCACACUUGCGGCCAUCCACGGCGAAGUCUGCAUCGAUUUCCGCCGCAUGAACAAAGUCCUGGUGGUUCAUGACCAAGACUUGGAUGCCGUCGUGCAACCAGGAGUCGGCUAUGUCGAGUUGAAUGAAAUGCUUGGUAAAUCGGGUCUCUUCUUCCCACCGGAUCCUGGGCCAGGGGCGCAAAUAGGAGGCAUGAUCUCGCAAGGCUGCUCGGGGACAUCGGCAUACCGCUACGGCACGGUCAAGGACUGGGUCAUAGGCUUGACCGUGGUUCUUGCUGACGGCACCGUGAUCAAGACAAGAAGGCGGCCGAAGAAGUCAUCUGCCGGAUACGACCUGACACGACUUUUCGUCGGGUCAGAAGGUACCCUGGGGCUGGUCACAGAGGCUACUCUGAAGAUCACCAACAAGCCGGAGAAUGUCAGAGUGGCUGUUGCGGCAUUUCCUACGACACAGAACGCCGUUGAAGCGGCAGUCAAGAUCGUCCAGAACGGUUUGCCUGUGGGUGCACUCGAAUUACUCGACGGCAUAUCAAUGAAGACGAUCAACAACUCGGGCUACUGCGAAAAGGAUUUCGCGGAAGCGCCCUCGCUCUUCCUAAAGUUUUCUGGGAGUGAUGCUGUCGUACACGAACAAGUCCAGCAAGUUCGGGCACUGGCAAAGAACUCGAAAUGCCUCAGUUUCCAGUUUGGCACAGACGAAUCCGAAUCCGAAGCCUUCUGGCAAGCCAGGAAGACGAUGCUGUGGAGCUUGAUGACUCUGAAAAGGAAUCCGGAUGACAAGUUCGUAGGCACGGACAACGCGGUGCCGAUCUCCAGACUGGCCGAUAUCAUCGAUAUCACCAAUCGCAAGAUUCAAGAGAGCGGCCUGGUAGGAGCAUGUUGUGGUCACGUUGGUGAUGGUAACGUGCACGCAGCCAUAUUCUACAGCGAAGCCGAGAAAGACAAGGCGGAGAGAAUAGUCCUCGAAGUUGAAAGGCUCGGGAUUGAAAUGGACGGCACCAUCACUGGGGAACACGGCAUUGGGCUCGAAAAAAGAGAUCGCCUCGUCGACGAGCUCGGAGAUGACACCGUCGACACAAUGCGGCGCGUCAAACUGGCCCUCGACCCCCUAUGCCUCCUCAACCCCGAAAAAGUCGUGCGUCUCACGCCUGGGACGACGACGACUCCCUAGAAAUUUCAGAGUUCUGCAGGCGCGACCCCUUUUUCCUCUACUCACGAGACCCCUUUUACAACUUGGAACCCAGUCCUUCCGUCUCGGCUAUGCGAAAGACGUAUUUCGUCGCGCUGGCUUUGCCUUCUUUCAGAUUCCUCAAGCCUUGCUCAACACGUUUCAGCCCUCCACGAAUGACUUCAUGAGGAUGUGGCUUGAACCAACCAUCUUUCAAACCCAGCUCAAAGAGCCGAUACCACGCAUACCCGAAAUCCUUGUCCUUGCCAUGAACACUCCCGACCAUUGUCAACGUCGUGUGGACAGACUUGGGGAUCGACGGAUCGUCCUUGAGCGGGAGGACCAGCGUGAGAUGGCCGUCUGGCGCUAGCACUUUACAAAUAUUUUCGGCCGACGACUUCGCCUUUUCGCUCACGGCGUCAAACGCAUACUCUAGCUUCUCGCCUUGGGGGACGGCUUUCCUGAUCCCUUCGACGACGCUCUCGUUGCCCUUGCGAUAAUCGACGACGACGUCACCCUGUCCCUUAAUGUUGCUGCUGUUGCUACUAGUAUCUCCCAACAAUCCCUCGACGAAUGGGAUCCCUCGCCCUGCCACAGCGAUGAUCGGAUGGAUCCCAGCACGCUUCGCCAGCUGGACGGCAUACGCACCGACAGCGCCUGCGGCACCGUAUAUCACGAUGCCGCCUUUCGGCACUCUUUCAGGAUUUCCAGCGGCGACCCAAGGCUCUGGUAGCCCCAAUCGGACGAACAAACCGACCGCGGCCGUCAUUGCGGCCAAGGGGAUUGCGGCGGCCUCUUCGAAGCUCAAGGUCGACGGGAUGUGGAAUGUCGUGUGCUCUGGGGAGAUGGCGUAUUCCGCGUACGAUCCGCCGGGGGUCUGCAUCCGAUGAAACGCGGCGACACGGUCGCCUGGCUUGAACUGUGUGACGGCGGAACCGACCUUUUCGACAACGCCGGCGAUGUCGUCGCCUUGGUUUGUGCCGUUGAAUUCCGGGUUGACGGCUGGCCGUUUCCAGUCCUUGGGGUUGGAGCCCGAGACGUGGACUUUCGUGAGGACUUCGUCGGCUUUGGGGGUCGGGAUCGGGAUGUUGUGGAGUGUGACGCGGAGGGGGUGGUGGACGAGCGCUUCGAGCAUGGUACUCGUCUCAGAUGAGGGUGAGGGUGAGGGUGAUGACAUUGUGGCUGUGGCUGGCGAGGCGUGGAAUCUUCUGUGGAUUCGAGAGGAAGUAGUACCGCAGAGUGAGUUUUUAGGGAGCGAAGAGGCAGUUGGGGCGAUCCUGAGGGCUUUUGGAAUACAACUAGUAGUAAAGCUGUGAUAGCGUAGGCUCUGGGAUGUCCGUGGCAGGAUGUUCAUGGAUACCUAAGGUAGGUACCUAGGUAAGGUAG